AUGCCUAAACGUAAGGCAGUACAGAAAACAAUAACAGAAUUUGCAGAUGUUAAUAAAAAGGCCAAAGUUAAAAAAGAUGAUAGCGAUUCAAGUAAUAAAGUUGAAACUUCUGGGAAAGUCAAAGGAAAAUCAGAAACAUCAGAGAAAAAACCAUUAAAUAAAAUUGAUACUGAUUUUGAUAUAAUCGAUUUCAAAUGUGCUAAAAAUUCAUCUGCUGGAAAUUCUUGGAAUUUUAAAAUAUCAUCAUGGAAUGUCGUUUCAUUAAAAUCAAUCACUAAUAAAAAUGGAAUGGAAUAUGUUAGGAGAGAAUCACCAGAUGUCAUGUGUUUUCAAGAAACUAAAUGCAGUGAAAAAAAUGCACCAUCAGAAUCGAAAUUACCCGGUUAUCACAGAUAUUUUGCUGCAGGCGUAAAGGAGGGUUAUGCAGGUGUAGCAUUAUAUUCCAAGCUCAAACCUUUGUCUGUUAAAAUUGGAAUCGGUCAUAAAGAACACGAUACCGAGGGUAGAGUUAUAACUGCAGAAUAUGAAGAUUUUUAUUUAGUUACAGCCUAUGUACCAAAUGCAGGAAGAGGACUUGUCACACUGCCUAAACGAUUAAAAUGGGAUGUUGCAUUCAAAGGAUACCUUAAAAAAUUAGAUUCAGAAAAACCUGUCAUUUUAUGUGGGGAUCUUAAUGUUGCACACAAUGAAAUCGAUUUGAAAAAUCCAUCGACAAAUACUAAAACAGCAGGUUUUACACAAGAGGAAAGGGAUGGAUUUACAAAACUUUUAAAUGCUGGUUUUAUAGAUACUUUUAGAAAAUUAUAUCCGAAUAAAGAAGGAGCUUAUACAUAUUGGAAUUAUAUAGGAAAUGCAAGAAGCAGAAAUGCUGGAUGGAGAUUAGAUUAUUUUGUGGUAUCGGAAAGAAUUAUGUCUACAGUAUGUGAUAGUGUCAUUAGAAAAGAGGUAUAUGGUAGUGAUCAUUGUCCAAUAACACUAUUCGUAGCUCUUGACAAUUAA
Pediculus humanus corporis (human body louse) is the source of this 999-nucleotide messenger RNA. Its product is annotated as Recombination repair protein, putative. The record is from RefSeq and is a predicted model, not a curated record. The coding region runs from base 1 to 999 and encodes 332 amino acids. Gene Ontology annotation, cellular component: nucleus. The transcript has 5 exons. Gene Ontology annotation, molecular function: DNA-(apurinic or apyrimidinic site) endonuclease activity; phosphoric diester hydrolase activity; DNA binding. Gene Ontology annotation, biological process: base-excision repair. Lineage: Eukaryota; Metazoa; Arthropoda; Insecta; Psocodea; Pediculidae.